Seriola dumerili (greater amberjack) is the source of this 1795-nucleotide messenger RNA. RefSeq lists its product as uncharacterized. NCBI's taxonomy places the organism in Eukaryota, Metazoa, Chordata, Actinopteri, Carangiformes, Carangidae. The record is from RefSeq and is a predicted model, not a curated record. The transcript is spliced from 5 exons. The coding region runs from base 114 to 818 and encodes 234 amino acids.
CUCAGAGCGCAUGUGGACUGUCACCCUGUCCGCGGGGACUGAAGAGACAAUGACGAGGAGCGACAACAGAGCUGCUCUCCGUUUCUUCUCUCUGAUGUAAAAUAAAACAAAUAAUGACAGCCUUGGUGUUGAGGCUGAUGAGCUCAGGAGGAUUUCUGAACGGAUCAUUGACAGUUUACACCGAAGACAUGUCCACAACUGCAAGUCCAACUCUGCCCUCCUCACAGCUGACAUCGGAUCAACUCACAGUGGUCGCUGCGUCCUUUUCUUCUCUCGUCUUCUUUGUGGUUAUUGUUGUGCUGCUGUCCAUUAUUUACCGCAAGGAUCCUCAGUGCUGCAAACUCCGCUCCUAUCAGGGGCCUCAUGCAGAUAUGGAUGCUCCUCCUCAGUACUACAGCAGCAGACAGACACUGGUGGGAUCUUCUUGUCUAGAGCAGACGCAGAUCAUGGAUGACAACAACGCCCAGGCGGGUCAGCUGUUCUUCAUCGGCCUGCCCUCCAGCUACAGCUUGCCCACACUGGAGGCCCCCCUGCCGAGGCUGCCCUCCUACGAGAGCGUUCGAAAGAAGGACCGCCAGAGGCAGAUCCACAUGAUGAUUGCAGACCGCUUCGGCCUCAAUGGACCCAUUGUGACUGAGCCUCCUCCAUCAUAUGAAGAGAGUAUCCGCCAGUCUGUGGAGCUGCCGUACAACAUCCUCUCAUCCAGUCUGGACGUCUCUCCUCCUCAGAGUAUCUACACCGACACAGGGCCUGACAUUCAGACUGACACACCUCAUCCAGUCAACCCAGACACUAACGGCACUGUUCUGCCUGUGUGAUACUGAUCAAGUUCUCAAGCUGCCUAUGAAUGAGAAAGAAACUCGAUAGCUUUCAUACAGAUGAAGUCACCAAAUGACAACAAAGGCUGAAGACUGAUCAUGAUUGGAUCCUUCACACAUUCAUACAAGCUGAUUCAGAUACCUCAAGACUGAGUUAAUGUUGAGAGAUAGCUAAUGUUGAGCUGAGGGGCAACCAAAGAGUAGCUGCACACCCCUCAGGAGAGGACACAUUUGGCUGGAACAUAUAACUGUUAACAACACUUGAAGUGAUGGUUUCUGUGCUGGUGGCUGGUACAUCUUAAUGAGGACAGAGGAAGAAGAGAUUUGUGGACUACAGAUACAUACCAAAAAGGGAAUCGCUACUUACUUUGCUGAUUACACUUGUCAGUGAACAUUUGUGUUUGAUCUUUGCUCUCCUCUUUUGUUCUGCUGUUCCUCAGCCAUAGACCUUACUGUCUGGUUUGUAAGGUUAUCAAAGAGCUGCCUGAUGAGUUGCUGUAACACAUGCCUCUGUACCCCACUGAGGCUAUGUCACACUGCUCCAGCAUGUGGUUCAGCCUGUGAGGGGGAGAAAUAAAAAAAAUGGUGCUAAUGAGAGUGCCUUUCAUGAAGUUAUAACAAGACAUUAUAAUAAGACAACUUAUGUAAUUGGUUUCACCAAAAGUGUUUUUACCCCAGUUAUGUUUUUUUCUGCCAAGGCAGAUUGCUUCCUUAUCAAAUAUUUUAUAUCAUAAUAUUUUUUUAUUAUUUUAUGUGUUGAGUUUUAUUUUUAACUUUUUUACUGUUCUGUUCUCCAAAAAGCUUCAAGUCCACAGCAGAGUGAAUGUGAAAUGAAAACAAUGGAGAAAUACCAAGUUCCUUGUCAAGACCUGUUUUGUUUGUCGUGAUCCAGUGAAGUUGUUCUGCAACUUAUCAUGUUCACAUGCAAAAUGUUUGUCCUGCACAUUGUCUUGUACUGUAUUUAUUUAAGAAAAACA